Molecule: messenger RNA, 915 nt
Organism: Necator americanus (New World hookworm)
Lineage: Eukaryota; Metazoa; Nematoda; Chromadorea; Rhabditida; Ancylostomatidae
Exons: 8
Coding region: 1-915 (304 amino acids)
Biological process (GO): sensory perception of chemical stimulus
Cellular component (GO): membrane
Source: RefSeq, a predicted model, not a curated record
AUGAAUUAUGCAGAGCUUGACGCAUGGAACUAUGUAUUUUUCAUUUUUGAAACCACUUUAAAUGUUCUAUUUAUUCCUAUCGUAUGUUUUCUUUUCUACAUAUGCAUCACACAAAAGAACCUGCAUGUGAAUUUUAGGUCAACGCUGUUCGUAACUGGUGUUGGAUACUUAAUUUGUGCAAUACAUAGGCUAAUACUUGUCCCGACGAGAAUGUGCUGUAUAGCGCAGCGAAGUACACCUUUCGUGAAUCAGCUAGCGAUCGUCCAAACCAUUGGAAUUUAUAUUGCUUUGUUCGGCUGGUUAUUUGUUGCCGUGGAAAGAGCCACAGCAACUGUUUUUACCAAUAAAUAUGAGGCGAAUUGUACUGGCUGGUUCAUGCCGACUGUACUUUGCAGCACUGUGGUAUUUCUGACAGCGUUGGUCAUCUCCAUAGGCGCUUUCAAAAUGGUCAACAACUUUGAUAUGUACAUGAUGGGGAUAAAUACUUUUGUUAUUGCUCUCUGUUUUGUGGCGUUCAUCAUAAUAAUGCUAUUCAACAAAUCAGCUUAUCGCAAACGACACAAUACUAUGAUGCAACUGGGAAGUCGUUACCAAUUAGAUGAAAAUAUACGGGGAGCCUUCUAUGUUAUUCCAGUUGCCCUCAACGAUCUCUUGACAAAGGUUAUCUUUAUCUGUCUAAUGGCGUACUCGAUAUUCUUCACAGAUAUUCCACUUGGGCAAGACACCACUCAUUUGAGUCAUGCGUAUGACGUUUUGUCGGCCUAUCAGCGAAUAUUUUUCGGAUUAGCGCUGACACUUCGUAGUCAGAAACUGGAUCACAUCAUGAGGCGAGAAACGAAAACCAUGAAGGCAACCGCAAAUGAGGCACCAGCAGCAUCUAAUUACCAUAACGAACUUAGAGCAAUGUGGUCUUGA